This is a messenger RNA of Magnolia sinica, 846 nucleotides long. RefSeq lists its product as uncharacterized. NCBI's taxonomy places the organism in Eukaryota, Viridiplantae, Streptophyta, Magnoliopsida, Magnoliales, Magnoliaceae. Bases 1 to 846 code for a protein of 281 amino acids. Gene Ontology annotation, molecular function: nucleic acid binding; RNA-DNA hybrid ribonuclease activity. The record is from RefSeq and is a predicted model, not a curated record. The transcript is spliced from 2 exons.
AUGGGUUUGGCACUCUUCCCUUCCUCCAAAAAUAGGGCUUCUGGUUUGGAAAAUUCUGCCCCCUGCGUCCUCCUCUGGGAAACCUGGAAGGCCAGGAAUGCAGCUCUAUUUGACGACAUUAGGCCUUCAAUCCAAAAGCUCACCCACAGGAUCAGCUGGUGGCUAGAGUUCAUCCAGGCCAGGAGCUUAUCUUCCUCGCCAGUCCCUCCUCCAACGACAGCCCAUUCUUCAAGCCAUCAGCCCACUAGCAGAGUCUUUCCCAGCCCGACCACCCCUCUUCUCCAGGGUCUCCCUUCAAUACACCCUAGCCGCGAGCAAGCUUCUAUUUCAGCUGUGGUUAAAUGGUUACAGCCUCCUCCUGGAUGGACAAAUAUCAAUGUAGACGGUUUGGCCUUGGGUAACCCUGGCCCGUUUGGUGGCGGCGGAAUUUGUAGAGAUGAAAAUGGGGCGUUCCUUUUUGCUUUCCACGAAGGUUACAGUUUGGGGUCCAAUGUCCACGCUGAGCUUAGGGCAAUUCACGACGGGCUGCUUCUAUGUUUUUCCAAGGGUCUGAAAAACAUCAUUCUUGAAUUGGACUCUCAGCUCCUCAUUGACUUUCUCACGGGGAGGGCCUCUCCUGGCUGGAAAUGGAGAUUUUGGAUUUCCAGAAUAAACCAAUUGGUCGCUUCGGGGCAUGUGAAGUUCGCCCACAUCCUUAGGGAAGGUAACGCUCUUGCGGAUGCGAUGGCGAAGCUGGGUAGUCAAGAGCAAUCCUCUCGCCUCCUCAUAUCCUACACUGCCCUCUCCCCUCUAGUUAGAGGCCUUCUCUUCCUAAACAAGGUCGGUCUAGGGUCCAUCAGACCCUAG